AUGACAGCGAAGACUUUCCUACUAGAACGCAACCAAGUCGUCUGCUCACCCAGCAAGGAAGAUUCAGGCGGACGAGGCACAGGCAUAUUAACCCACGCCAACGGAAUCAAAGUCAACGUUAUCCUCGAAUGGCGAGCCACCAAACCAGAAGAUCAAGAGCUCGGAGCGCACGUCGCCAAAGCACUCGUCGCAAAAACACUUGAAAAUAUACCAACAAACGAAGAUUACAACCGACCUGAAGAAGUUCGAACGCUGAAAUUCCAAGGGCUAUUCCUCGUUAAGGAACGCUCGCUUUCAGCUAUCGUAUACGAAUGUCCGCAGAAAACGAUGAAUUUGCGGGAUAUCAUUGCGACGAUUCCGAAGCCGUCUGGGGAGGAUAGAGGGAAGCUCGCGGGGAUCAUUGCCAAUAAGAUUAGGUCGCUGCAUGUGCAUUUCAGAAUGCGACAUAUGGGAUUGCGAACGGAGAGUUUUGUGUUCUUCGGCGAUGGGAAGAAACCUGAUCUCAGAACACCAUACCUUCUAGAUUGGGGCCGUUCGGCCACGUCGAAUAUCUAUGAGCAUCCUAGGUAUCAGACGGGACAAUCGCGAUGGUAUCACGAUGUGUGGUCUUUGAUGAUUAUCUUGUCGGAGAUUGCGGAGUGGAAAGUGGUUGAUAGGACGUUUAAAGAUGCGGACGAGCUGGCGAGGAAGAAGUUGCUGAGGAGGAAUGAGGUGACGACUGCGGGCUGGAAGAGUGAACGGACUGCGAAGGUUAUGCAGUAUGGCUUUCAGUUUCUGGAGACGGAUCGUGCUAAGCUUGAUAAGCUGAGUAGGAAGGAGGUUAAGCGGUUCUUUGAUACGCUGUGUGGUCUUAUUGAUGGGCAGUGA
Molecule: messenger RNA, 867 nt
Organism: Glarea lozoyensis ATCC 20868
Lineage: Eukaryota; Fungi; Ascomycota; Leotiomycetes; Helotiales; Helotiaceae
Exons: 1
Coding region: 1-867 (288 amino acids)
Source: RefSeq, a predicted model, not a curated record